Molecule: messenger RNA, 3597 nt
Organism: Petromyzon marinus (sea lamprey)
Lineage: Eukaryota; Metazoa; Chordata; Hyperoartia; Petromyzontiformes; Petromyzontidae
Gene: PTAR1
Product: protein prenyltransferase alpha subunit repeat containing 1
Biological process (GO): protein prenylation
Cellular component (GO): cytoplasm
Molecular function (GO): protein prenyltransferase activity
Source: RefSeq, a predicted model, not a curated record
GCCCAUCCCCGCCCCCUCCCCGCCCACUUGCGGUGACGUCACGGCCCGGCGGUUCGCUUCACGAGCGGCCUGUGAAGAUGGCGGGGGCGGAGGAGGAGGCGGAGGCGCGCGACUUGGUGCGGAGAAUCCUCAAAGACAUCGGCAACGCUUUCCGCAAGAACCCGGCCAUUGAUGAGAUUGGCGUGAUCCCCGUUUCGGAGGCUCGCUACAACCGCAGCCCCGUCGUGCUGGUGGACAGCAAGCUGGGACUGGAGAGCUGGUGCAUUAAGCUCUUGGUGCCCCACGUGCACGUGCAACUUGUGCACUUCCGUCAGCGCAAGAUUUGGCCAGAUCAAGACGGCCUUGCUGAACUGACUCACACACUGCUGCUUCUUAAUCCUGACUGCACUACAGCAUGGAAUGUACGAAAGGAACUCAUCGCCGCCAAUCUCUUGGAGCCCAGGAAGGAUCUUCGUCUGGGCAGCCUGGCCCUCACCAAAUUCCCAAAGAGCCCGGAGACCUGGAUACACAGGCGAUGGGUAUUACAGAGAUUGCUGAACUCUCAGGAGCGGGCACGAGCAUCUGCAGAUGAUGGCGAUGAGUGUGCGGCGGCGCGAGCGGAGGCUGUGUGGCACUUGGUGCAGGGGGAGAUGAGCGUGUGCCGCGCUGCCGCUGAGCGCUACCCUAGCAACUACAACGCCUGGUCCCACCGAAUAUGGGUCCUGCAGAAUGUGGCUCGCUGCAGUGUAAAGGUGCUGCUCGCUGAGCUCGCUGCCACCGAGCCCUGGGUACGGACGCACGUCUCGGAUCACAGCGGCUUUCACUACAGGCAGUUCCUGCUGAACUCGCUGGCCGCCGCCACCUCCAGCGCCGCGGACCCCACCCGUGUGAGCCCCUUGUCAGAGACGGCGCAGCAGGACGGCGAGGGCCCAGGGGCCGCCCUGGCAGAAUCUGGUCCACAAAGCGACACGGUGGCCCUGACGACGCUGCUCCAUCGAGAAUUCGACCUCUGCACCGACCUCAUCCUUGCUUACCCUGGCCAUGAGACGCUGUGGUCUCACAGGAGGUUCUUGUAUCAUCUGUGGCACCGGAAUGACGGCAAGGGUGGGUCGUCUAGCCCCAGCGGUACGCGGGUGCCGGAUAAAACACGGGGCACUCAACACGAAGGCACCGGCAGCCACAGUGAAAACGCCAAGGAUGGCGAUGGCAGCGGCAGUGUGGCAAACGGCGGGUCGCCAAGCGCUUCGCACACUCGCGGGCGCGCCAAUGGGCAGGGCUCGAAGCGUCUGAAGGCCGAGCCGAGGCCGUACAGCUUGCAGGACGAGGUGUCGUUUGCGGCGCGGGCCCUGGCGGAGUCGCCGGGCUCCCUGCAGGCUCGCUCUGCUGCUGCUUACACCAGGUGGCUCGAGUCUGUCGGCGAGCAGUAAUCCUUACAGUCCCGUGCGGGAACUGGGGUUUAAACUGGCUGCUGAGUAGAAAGAAACACCACGAUCCUAAACAGAAUGUAAAAAAUACGGUACACAACCAUAUUUUCAGUACCCGCAGUGCACUUUGUUUUUUACAGGAUAUGAUAUAAUGUGGCACAGCUUCCAUUUUAACGUUGUUACACGUCCGUAUUAAUAUCAGGUCAGUUGGGCACAUUUUUAACUCCAUCUGUGUGCCGCAGAUACAUUUCAUCAGCACUUUUUGCAUGUGGUUUGUUACUCCUUAUUACCCCAAUUGGGCCUAUUUCUGAAUGUUGAAGUUAUUCAAAAUACCACGAUGUAUAGUAUUGUACUAUCCAGAAUAUUGUGCUUCGUGUUAAAAUUAAUUAUUUACAGGUUUAGGUUUAAAUACGCACAGCGUCAUGUUUUCACGUAAAGUUAGUUUUAUGUUUACAUAACAAGUGUACGUGCUAUGGGAGUGUGUGGUGUGCCGUUAGUGCAGCUGUGAGAUUUUAAAAUCUCAUCUCCGGUAAAUGAGAUUAGGAGAGAUUAAUGCCCACUCAGGAGUGGCAAGCCAGCAUCUCUUGAGACCCUUUAUUCAAGUCCUGGGUUACCAUCUUUGAUUAAAAAAAAAGGUAAAAACAUUUAAUAGCAUCAGCGCAUCCUUUUAACGAAUGUGCAACAUCUAAUUAAAAUUGGUAAUUGCACUUGAAUCGGCUGUACGAUCAGGAUAUAUUAAUUUGCAAAAGGAGUACCCAUACUGAUGAGCACAACUGUAGAACACUGAGCAGUUGAUGCAAUUAAAUGGCAUUGGGGGAUAUGCUCUCGUGUUUUCGAUUUGUAUUGAUGUCUCCAUCGACAAAUUUGACCUGCUAUAGCUCUUAAUGGGGACAGAUUUACUUGGUUCUCAAUCAAAGAAACAUCCAACCGAACAACUUUGGUUUAAUUCUUUCAUGUUUUAUUUUAAUUGGAGGAUGUGGUUCGUGUUGGAAGAUUAUAAUAGACAACUGUCAGAAGUCUGUCAGAAUAUGCAAAAGAGGUGUCAGGAGUUCAUUUAUUUUUUUGUUGCAUGGCCGUGGAAAGUGAGAUUGGGCAGUUCGACCCAAUAGUGGAGUUUAGCUACCUCCUUGGACUGUCUUCCUGUGUUCGUGAUUCAAGACAUUACUGUCAAGGAAAUAAAUGCACACUUUAGUAGUUGUGAACUAUUGUAUAUGUAGCUUAACCUCAGCAAGUCUAACAAUAGUCACUUACGGGUGGCCUGUUUGUACAAUUUCAAAUCGUUGGAUUUAGUUCUUCAUUGACCAUGCGCAUAUUUAAGAAGAUAUCAUUCAAAUCUGGACUUAAUUAUAUUGUCAUGAUAUUAACAUAGUUUGGUCCAGGCUAUUUGACACGUGCAAAUGUGUGUACUUUUAUGAAAUCGUGUUCCAUGUUUGAAGACCAUGCUGUACAGGCAGCAAUGUCUGAUGGGGCUUUUGAAAGGGCUGCCUAAAAUCAACACUUGCAAAUGUAAAAUUACCUGCUAUUGGUAAAUAGGUCAUGGUUAGUGAAGAACAUCCUCGGAAGGCUUCAAUGCUUACCAGAUCUGAAAUGUGGAGCCUGUCACAUGCAACAUUUUCCUGUUUGUCACAAGUGUUUGCUCGCAUUCUUCAUUUACAAAACAUUUCUUGUUAGAGCAGCAUUGAAAUGCACGUAUUACAUUACAAUUAUGCCCAUCAACCAUUUUGCCUGCUAGACGUUCUGACAUAAACGUGCCGUUGCUGCAUCAAUACCCGGAAUAGAUAACCGUAGGACUGCUGAAGAUACCGCACAUUUGCAAAACACUUCUUUUUCAUGUAUUUCCUCAUGUAAAAAGUUUUUCACAACUCCCUAACGGAAGACGCAAGAGAAAUGCAAGUUCACUGCAGACUAUCGAUGCUUACGUUUGAAAUUUACCAGCUGCUGAAUCUCUACUUCACUCUUAGAACCGGUAUAAACUGCGAUGCUGCACUCACAAGUAUGGUUGGAUGUGGUCCGUAGAUUAUUUAUCAUCAAUAAAUGUAUGCAACUCUGAAUCCAUUGCUUUUAUUGAAACCACGUCAAUCACUUAUACUUACAUGAACACUGGCUGGAAUAAAAAAAAAUACUCGUCUGUGCCUUGUUUGGCGUUAAGUAGAUGCUUGUGUUAAUUGUGCAGUAAAAUUUACACGUCAAAAUA